Gamsiella multidivaricata is the source of this 541-nucleotide messenger RNA. RefSeq lists its product as uncharacterized. NCBI's taxonomy places the organism in Eukaryota, Fungi, Mortierellomycota, Mortierellomycetes, Mortierellales, Mortierellaceae. The record is from RefSeq and is a predicted model, not a curated record. The coding region runs from base 38 to 217 and encodes 59 amino acids. The transcript has a single exon.
CAUUCCUAUCCCAUCCACGGAAAUAGACUACAGUUUUAUGCAAUUACACAAAACACAACACGAACAGGAUCCAUGGAUCAUUACUCCACAUCAAUUCCUGGAUAUAAAUAUGUCGACAAAAAAAAGGUCCGUCAUCGGACUGGCUGCGACCCUGCAGAUGUAUAAGAAAACCAUAUUUACAGGAAUGAGGAAGAGAAGGCCAGGUUGUGCAAAGUAAGAAGAGACGUCAUGAGCUGCAGAUGUUCGUCCUCCAAGCUGGCAUCCCAGCUUGGUCCAUGUGCGUAGGGUAGGAACCCUUGCAUUCGCCCCCCCCCAGUAUUGAAAUUGGACCAUGUUCAUGAGCAAAGCUUUAAUAUUUUUUUACAGGGCGCUACCCGGUUCCCAGUUACAGAUCACUGAUGAUCCUGGCUCUCAAAUAGUUCUUAUCUGUUGCCUAUCCGUAUCAGUGAGGUCUAGUAUACCGAAUCGCCCUUUCACUCAAUGAUGACAUGUACAUGAAUCGUACAUCGACUACCAUCCAUGUCGCCACCCUUCUGCUGGC